Molecule: messenger RNA, 3216 nt
Organism: Penicillium brasilianum
Lineage: Eukaryota; Fungi; Ascomycota; Eurotiomycetes; Eurotiales; Aspergillaceae
Source: the annotation of a GenBank genome assembly
UUAUAGUUUUUAUACUCUCAAUGCUAUCAUAACUGUCAACACGCUGCACCUCCCCCCGGUCUGGCCAAGUCACAUACUGUCCAGUAAUACUCUUCUCCCGUCAACCCGAAACUUUUCUUUUCUCGCAACUCCACACCUUUUCGCGCCAGUUGGGCUUCUUUUCUUCUCCUCUUUCCUUCUUCCUCUUCCCCCCCCCCUUUCUCUCUUCUCCCCCCGGGCUUCUUCUUUCCUUUCGUUUCUCCACGACAUCACCGAUCUCCCCCCUCGGUCUGUCGUGUUGAAUUGUCUCCUGCAUUUUCCGGCAGAGACAUUCCCCCCUCCCCCCUUACCCCCCCUCUUCCCCCGGGCUUCUCCCCUGCCGCAUUGGCAGUCGACAAGUCAGCGAUGGCGGCCGUAUCAGCACCCACUCCUAAGCUGGAUCGCUACAUCGUUAUCCACGUUGCGACCACCUGCGACGAACAUGGCGUCUAUGUCACCAAGGAUUCCGCCGAGGUCAUCGAAUUGGGCUGGAUCCUGUUGGAUUCCAAGACCUGCGAGGAGCUCCACCGUGAGAGCGUCCUCGUCAAGCCUGUCAACACUCCCAUCACGCCGCUGUGCACGAGCUUGACCACCCUGACGUGGGAGCACGUCCGCUCGGCUGGCACUUUCCGUGAUGCCAUCUCCCGAUUCGAUGCCUUCGCCCAGGAGCACCUCACCAGCAAACAACUCGAGUUUGCUUUUGUGACCUUGGAUUCAUGGGAUUUGCGCGUGCAGCUGCCCCGCGAGGCUCGUGAUAAGGCCGUGGUGCUGCCCGCCUAUCUGCAGCACUCCCGCACCUUUGACCUGCGUACCGAAUAUCAACGCUGGCAAACCCACCACCCCGAGUCGCUUCCCUUCGGACCCAGCUCCCUCUCCAACAUUUGCGCUGCUCUCGAGGUUGAGCCCGUUCAGUCCUCGGCUCCCAUCAAGCACAACCUGCCCUUCCACCUGCAAGCAUUGGCUCCCGCUUCGCCGCGCCGUGCUAUGGAAGAGUCCAUCACUCUGGCCCGCGUCCUUCGGGGUCUGAUUCGCAAGUCCCAGCCCCCACACGAGCAUCCCGAGAUCCUCACUCGCCCAAUGGAUGCUCACGCCGAUGUUCGUGCUUUCUUGGCCGAGCGCAGCAAGGUCCUGCACCUGAGCGGUCUCCCCCACGACACCACGCAAUCGGAGUUGGAGAGUUGGUUCACCCAAUUUGGUGGCCGGCCAAUUGCCUUUUGGACUCUGCGGACUCCGGACCAGCACAAGCCUACUGGCACUGGGUUCGCGGUGUUCUCGUCUCACGAGGAGGCCGCCGAAAGCUUGUGCAUGAAUGGCCGCGCCCUCAACGAAAAGGCCAUUGAGGUCUCCCCCUCCUCCAGCCGUGUUCUCGACCGGGCUGCCGAGAUUCUCACCCCCUUCCCGCCCUCCAAGAACCGCCCGCGUCCCGGCGACUGGACUUGCCCGUCUUGCGGUUUCUCCAACUUCCAGCGCCGUACGGCCUGCUUCCGCUGCUCUUUCCCUGCCAUGGCGGCAGCACCGGACCCGAUGGGCUACGGCUACGGCUACGGCCCGCCAAACAUGAUGCCUCCUCACAUGGGCCACGGCCACGGAAUGGGUGGUCACGGACGUGGUAUGGGCGGAAAUGGUGGUGUGGUUCCUUUCCGCGCUGGUGACUGGAAGUGCGGCUCCGAGGGCUGCGGCUACCACAACUUUGCAAAGAACAUCAACUGUCUUCGCUGCGGUGCUCCCCGCUCGGGCGCCGCGGUUGUGGCCGACUCGGCCUUCCCCUCGCCCAUGGACCCCCCAUCGCAAUUCGGCAUGGGUCCUAACUCGAUGGCCAGCACCCCCGCCCCCGGUCCCUUUGCCUCCACUGCCGGUGGCUUUGGUGGAUUUGGCCAGCAGUUCGGUGGCCCGCCUAACAAUUACGCUCUCCCCUCCGGCGGUCUGAGCAACACCCCCGGUGCCUACCCGCCUAUGGGCCAGGUGAACUCGGGAUAUGGCUCGUCGAACACUUCUCACUCCGCUGCUUCCUUCGCCAACCCGGCCACCCAGGCGGCUUUCAGCGGUGCUGACCACGGCGUCCCGUCCACCAGCGCCUCUAACGGUGCCUUCUACGGCGGCUCCGAGGGCUCUAGCGACCCCUUUGCCUUCCUGUCCUCCGGCCUCGGUGGUCUGACGGUCUCGGAUGAUCCUCACUCGCGCCGCAACGGCGCCGGUGCUAACAAGUCGCCCGCCUAAACGAGCGGUAUGACUGUACCUAUUUCUUUUCCAAAAUGCCCGAACGAAUCGGGCGGUCACACUUACGUUGUCCAUAUUGCAGACCUGCGUUGUGGCAGGUAUAUGCGCUGGUUGAUACUCGUUGAUACGCAUUUGUAUAAGGGAUUCUGCGGUUCCGGUGCAUCGGGUUGGAAGGAGCAGGCAGGUAGCGUGUUGAUGAUUCCAAAUUUCUUCUUCUCACCUUUUCGCCUUCCUGUGAUUUGUGGGAUGUUUCUUUAUUUUUUUUUUUUCGUAUCUGUUUCUCGAUUUACUCUCUGCUUUUUUUUUUAUUUCUGUCCUCAUCUCUUUGGUUGUUGAGCGGCUCCGGUCCCCCUUGAUUCCAUCUCGAGCUAUCUAUGGUUUUGGUCUGCUUUUUUUUGUUACAAAGGAUGGCGGCGACUGGAACCAUGACCGGGGCGUGGGUUUUGUUUUGAUAUCAAACCGCCGUCUUGAGUCGGUUUCGGCCGCGAACGCAUUGUGAGCCUGGGUUGCGCACUCGACCUGCUUUGCAUUUUAGAUCUUUGGUCGUCCCUUUUCUGCGUUGGGUCAUGGCAAGCGUCGGAGAAUUCACGGUAUUGAUCUCACGGGUGGGAUAUACAAUGGCUCGGACUCCGUUGGGGGUGUUGGGGGAUUUCCUUUUCGCGAACUUGCGCUGGUGAUGACGGAUGGGAGGGCUCUAUUUCCUUUCUCUCUCUCUCCGUUUUUCGACUUUUGCCAGGGCAUGGUGAAUGCAACAAAAAAGAUUGUCUUGUCUAUAUUUCUCUUCCUGAUUCUCUGUGUAUUGCGUCUAUUGUCUCUUCGUUGUAUGUGUUUCUAGGGCGGCUCCGCAUGGUCUGGUCGUGGGGCUUGAUCACUUGUAUAGGGUUAUGAAGGGUGCUUGUAUUGCACCCUCGGUACAUGCGUUGGGCUAUAAUUGAUCCCUUUCAUUUUAGUGGUAGAAGAUGUUUCUCCUAUCGAGUAGCG